Messenger RNA from Plasmodium adleri (nom. inval.), 16104 nucleotides. RefSeq names its product conserved Plasmodium protein, unknown function. Bases 1 to 16104 code for a protein of 5367 amino acids. NCBI's taxonomy places the organism in Eukaryota, Apicomplexa, Aconoidasida, Haemosporida, Plasmodiidae. The record is from RefSeq and is a predicted model, not a curated record. The transcript has a single exon.
AUGGAUAAGAGCAUUUGUGAGAGUGUGGCUUCUUCCAGUGACUUCAUGAUAUAUAAUGUUUUAUCAGGUGGUAGAGAAAAAAGUAAACAGACAUUGAAUGAGAUAAAAGAAUUACAAGAAAAAAAUGAAGAAAUUAUGAAAAAUGAAAUAAAAGAAUAUGAUGUUGUUAAUAAACUAAUAUAUGAACGUAUUGAGAGCCUCCCUAAUAUUAUGAAUCAGUAUGAUAACUCUAUUAAGAGUAUUAUAAAUAUGGAUGAUAUUUUUUUACCUAUAAAUAAUUCCAUUCCGAGAGAUGAAAUAGGUGUCAUAAAAUAUGACACACAUGAUGAAACUGGCAAUAAAUAUAUAAAUAAUAUGAAUAAUAUAAAACAUAACAAUAAUAAUAAUAAUAUAAAUAAUACCAGUGUUGUAGAUAAAAGCUGUGAAAAUAUUUUAACAUGUGAUAUAGAAAAAGAUUAUAUUGAUAAUAUGAAAAUUUACUCAGAUAAUCAUAUGAAGGAUGAUAAUAUAAAGAAUCAUAAAAAUAAUCAUAUAACAGAUAUAAAAAAUACACAAUCAUUGAAUUAUAAUAUAACAGAAGAAGACAAAAUAAAUAUCAAUGAAAAAAAUAAUAAUGUAGUAAAUAAUAUAAGCAUAAGUAAAGAUCAUAAAUCACCUAAUAAUGGAAAUUCAUUUUUUGUGAUAAAAAAAGAUCAUUCUGAUCAUAUGUAUAAAAAAAGUAAUGCAUCUAUUAUAAAUAUAACAUCAUUAAAGUGUAAAAUUGAAAAACAAAAAUUGGCUUUAUCAGAUAUGAAUAAUUAUAUAACAGAAGAAUAUUUAAACAACAGCAUGCAUAAAAUAAGGAAGUUGUCAUCUAGUGAUGGUGCUAUAUUAAAUAAUAAAUCUAAUAAUAAUUUUAAAUUAUUGGACAAAUGUAAUAAUGAUUUGAAAAACAUUAAUAUGGAUUCUAAUAAAAAAGAAAAUAAUUUUAUGAUGGAUACUUCAGUUUGUAAUGAAAUGGAUAUGUCUUUAAAAUGUAAUGACCUGAACAAUUCAGAUAAAAAUAUAGAUAAAAGUAAUAAUAAAAAUGACAAUGAUCAUGUUAAGAAUCAGAUAAGUCACAAUAAAGAAUAUAUAAAAAAUGUGAGUUUUUUUAUGAAAGAUUCUAAGGAUGAUAAAAUGUCCCAUUCGUUAUAUACAUCAAAUGAGGAGACAACUAGUUUGAAUAAUUUAAGAAAGCUACAUUCAUAUUCAUCUAAAGAUAAUUUAUUAAAGGAUAUGGAAUCAUCUAACAGUUUUUUAAAGAAUGAUAAUAAUUCCUCUGUUAUUUGUAGUGAAAAUAUAAGUGAAUUCAAAAAGGGGACAUCUGUCAAAGUGCCUGAUUUGAGUAGUAAGAUAAAUGAUAAUUAUUUUAAAGAAAAUGAUAAUAAAAAUAAAAAUGAUAAUAAAAGUGAUAAUAAAAGUGAUAAUGACAAUAAUAAUAAUAAUAAUAAUGAUGAUAAUUAUAAUAAUGAGGAAUGUCAUCAUUGUGGUGAUAAAAAAAAAGAAACAUGCUCAGUUGAUCAUAAAACAAAACAUGAAGCUAUAUCUGAAAAUAGUAUGAACAGCGAAAAAAGUUACAGUAGCCAAUUUCUUUAUGAAGACAAAUUAUAUUAUAUGCUAAAUAAUAAUAGCAUAGAAAAUUUAAAUUAUACUGUUACAGAAAAAUAUUCAAGUAAUGUAAAAAAUAUAAAAGAAGUGAGUGAUAUAUGUUUCAGAUUUUCUCGAUUAAUUAUUGGUAAAAAUUUUAUAAAAAAUUUUGAAAAGUAUCAAAAAUUUUAUAUAAGUUAUUGCAUACCUAUAACAUAUGAAAUUUUGACAUCGAAUAGUACAGAUUGUAGUAAACAAAGAAGACAAACUAUGAAUGAGAGUUAUUUAAAUAAAAAAUAUGGAAAAAAAAAUUCAUCAAUAAAUUUUUCUUUUAAAAAUGCAAAGAAGAAAGGAAAAAAUGAAAACAAAGGAGAGACUACAGAAGAGUGUAAGAAUGAUUUAGAAUUGGAGGAAACAAAAUUUUGUGAAAAAAAAAAUAAUUCAGAACAUCAAAGUAAUGUGAAUAAUAUGAAUAAUAUAUAUUAUGAUAAUUGUAAUAAUAAUAUAAAAAAGAGCAGAUUUAGAAACUUUACACAAUUUAAUAAAAGAAAGAAUAGUAAUAUGAUUGAAAAAAGUGUUAUUAUAUAUGAUAGUCAUUAUAUUGAAGGUAAAUAUAUAAAUAAAAAUAAUGUCGAAUUUUUACAAGAUAUUUAUCAUAAAGUAGAUAAUAAUAUAUUUGAUAAAAUUGAAAAUAUUUCUUUUUUAUUAUGUGCUACAUUAAAUAAAAAAAAAAAUAAUCAACAGGGUUACAAUUCAUCUAUAUUAUUACAACAAAAAAAUAAUAAUAUAUUGAAAUUAUUAAAUUAUCCAUUUGUCAUACCAAAUAAUUGUGAAAUUUUAGGAAUUGCUGAAAUUCCUUUUAUUCCUAUACCAAAUUUGGAAUUACCUUUAAAGGAGUUAGCUAUUCCAAAUAAUUGUUUUCAAAAUUUAAUAAAAGGUCCUUCCAUAUUAUUUUAUUUGUAUAUAGAUAUAUUGGAGAAGUCCCUACAUCUUCAAAAUGACAAAUAUGAGAAAGAUAAUAUGAAAAGUACAAAUUAUCUAAAAGAUGAAUUAACUAGUACAGAAAAAGAAAAAUUUGCAAACAGUAUGGAGAAAAAUAUUGAGCAGGAAAAUGAAUGUUUUAAUAAAAAAGUAGAUGAAGAUAUUAAUGUCUUAAAUGAGGAUAUACACAAGAGUUCAGAAUUGAUUGAAUCAAAUGUGCAAGUAGAUCAUAUGAAUAAUAUAUGUAUAAAUGAUUUUGAUAAUAUAAACAUAUCUGAUAAUAUAAAUAUAUCUGGUAAUAUAGAUUGUUUUGAUAAUAUAAACAUUUCUGGUAAUAUAAAUUGUUUUGAUAAUAUAAAUAUUUCUGGUAAUAUAAACAUUUCUAACAGUUUAAAUACAUCCAACAAUUUAAACACAUCCAACAAUUUAAACACAUCCAACAAUUUAAACACAUCCAAUAAUUUAAACAUUUCUAAUAACGUAGAUGUUUCCCAAAAUGUAGAUACAUUAAUGUUAUCUGAUAUGUUGAAGGUGUCAACAGAUGAAAUAAAAAUAAAUGACGAAAAAAAAAAUUAUGAACAUGUUCAGGUAAAUAUUAACAAGUCAGGUAAUAAUUUGGAGCACAACUUACCUUCAGAUGAAAAGGAGGAAAUGAGAACAUCGUUAAGGAGUGAAUAUAUUGAGGAUAAGGAAUUUGAGGAAUUGAUUGAAGAAAAGGAGGAAAGAAAAAAUGAUACAACUGUUAAUAGUAUUAAUAAUAUGAAUAGUGAUGAUAAUAUGAAUAGUGAUGAUAAUAUUAAUAGUGAUGAUAAUAUGAAUAAUGUGGAUAAUAUUAAUAGUGAUGGUAAUAUGAAUCAUGUGGAAAAUAUUAAUAGUGAUGAUAAUAUCAAUAGUGUUAAUAAUAUCAAUAGUCCUAAUAAUAUCAAUAGUGUUGAUAAUAUCAGUAGUGUUAAUAAUACCGUUGAUGAAUCGAUGAAUGAAUUAAAAAUAAAUGAAAAUACUUUAGAUAAAAAAAAUGAAGAUGAUGCAGUAAUAUAUAUUUAUAUAGACAAAAUAGUUAAUUUGUCAAAGAAAUAUUUUAAUAAUUUAUCAAUUUGUGUACGUUUUUUUAAGGAUGAGAAAUAUACAUAUAAAACAUUUGAUUUAAAAAAUGAGAUGACAUUUGAUAUUUUAUUAAGUUCAAAAAAGAAGGUGUGUGAUAUGCAAGAGGUUAUUAUAGAGGUGUGGCAUGAAAGAGAAGUAACAAAAAAAACAGAAAAAAAAGAGAAAAAAGAAAAAAAAGAAAAAAAAGAGAAAAAAAAAAAAAAAAAUAUAAUAGAAAAUAAUAUAGUGGAAGAAAAUGUUAAAGACUGUAUUGGUAUAUUAAAAAUAAAUGUAGAAGAAAUUAAUAAAAAUAAGAAUAUUAUGUAUUUAGAAAAAAAUAAUGAAUUGACAUUUCGUUUUUAUGAUGAUAUUAAUUUUAUGUUUCGAUUUUUGUUGAUUAGAGGUUUGAAAGAUAUGUAUGAAAAUAUAUUAUUAUUUUGUAAAAAAUAUAUUGAGAAUUAUGAAAUAGAUUCUCGUAAUUUUUUGUUGAAAGAUAAUAAUGAUAGUGACACAAACGAAAUAAAUAUUAGGAAAGGAAAUACGAAGAAAAAAAUUAAGAAAAUGAAAAAUAUAAAUAAUGUGAAUAAUAUCAAUGGUAAUGAUAAUAUUAAUAGUUUUAAUGAGUAUGAUGUAAGAUCAAAUUCUUUUCUAUCGAUCAGUGAGCAGUAUUUUAUGUAUGACUCUUUGAAUAUAUAUAAUAAUGAAUAUUAUAUAUAUGAAAUACAAAGGGAGGUAUUAAAAAAGGGAAUACGUAGUAAUGUGAUAAUAAAUGGUGUAUUAAAAAAAGGGAGACAAAAUUUACAGAUAAAUAAUGUAAAUAAGGAUAUAAUAUCCAAAAAAAAAAAUUCUACAAAGAAUGUAGAUAGUGAUAAUAUUUCUGAGUUGUGUAAUUAUAUUAUGAAUGAUAGUUAUGAUGAGUUAGUACAUAAGAAAAAUAUGGAUACUUUUAAAAUGAAUAUAAAUAAUAAGGAAAAAAAUAACAAUAAAAAUGACAACAACAAUAAUAAUAAGUUGAAUUGUAAUUAUAAUUAUAAUUAUAAUUAUAACAGUGAGAACAAUUUUCAUUGUGAUGAUGAUGAUAUUUAUUAUAAUAAUUGCAACUAUUUAAAUAUCGAAUUUAUAAAAGAAGAACUUCUAUUAUGCAAUAUGAAUGAAGAUGUUGUGAAUUUAUUAAUUAGAGAUAUAAAAAGUAAUUGUAUUAAAGAUAAAUAUAUUUUAAAAAACUAUUUUGAAGAAUAUAUAGACAAAAUAUACAGCAAAUGGGAAAAAUUAUCAAAUAAGAUUUUUAUAAAGAAUAAGAAGAAUAUGAAUAUAAAUGAUAUAUGUGAAUAUAUUGAUAGUUUAUAUAUAGAUGAUGAAAAUUAUAUAAAUAAAGAAGAGUUUUUUUUAUUUUUUGAAGAUAUAGGUACAAUAUUUGUUGAUUCUAAUAUAUUUGAUGAGUUGUGUUUAUUGUUUUAUGAUAAGAAAAAAGAAUUAAUACAUUUUUCUUUAUUUUCAUCUUUAAUAAUUAAAAAAGGUGUUGAAGAAUUAAAAAAUAUGAUAUAUGGAUAUGAUAUCUUGUUAAAAUUAUUUGAUUUCUUAUAUAUGAAAAAUAUAAGUAUAGAAUAUUUAGAAAAUGAAUUAUUUAAAAUUUCUUUAGAUAAAAAAAAUUUCUAUUCAGAAAAAAUAAAAAAGAAUAUAUCAAGAAAUAUAUUAAUAGAUUCAAAUAUAAAUUAUAAUAAAAAUAAUAAACCAAAUGAGAAUUUAAAUAUGUUUUUAAAUGAACAAGAUAAUAUCUGUUCAUGUACCUCUUUACACUUUUUACAUUCUAUAAGUUUUAUUCUAAAAAAAUUUGAUAAUAAUAAUUUUUCAACAUAUGAUUUAUUUUUCUUAGUAAAAUAUAUUAUUCAAAAUCAAAACAACUAUGUAUUAUCAGACACAUAUGUAUUUAUUAAUGUCAUUAAAGGUAUUGAAACGAUAAAUAUAACAUAUUUUUUAUGUUUAUAUUAUAUAUAUAUAAAUCAAAGUAAAAAUAAUAUACAAUUAAAAGAAGACCAAGAAAAUGAUAUUCCACAAAAAAUAUUUGAUGAUAAUUUAAAUGAUGAUAUACAAAUAGAAAGAAAUGAAACAAUUCAAAAAGACGAUCAUUGUUUAUAUGAAGAAGAUAGUAUGUGUAUCUCUCAAUCUGAAAAUAAAAGUGAAUAUUUAUCAUCCUAUGGAUCUGUUUAUAAGGAAAAUAUAAAAUGUAUCAACAAAAAUGCAAAUGCAAAUGCAAAAGAAAAUAUUGAUGGAAAUAAAAAUGUUAUAAAGAUAUAUCAUGAUGAAAAGAAAUAUAUAGAAAAUAUAAACAGUAUAAAUAAUAUGAUGAAUAAUGAUGAUAAAAAUGAUUUGUGUAAAGAAAAUAAAGUGGAUGUCACAAAUUAUGUUACAAAUGAAUGUGUAAAUGAUAAAAUAUUAACUGUUCAUAAUGAAAAUAAUUUAGAUCAAGAAAUAAAGAAUGUAGAAGAUGAUUUAAUAAAUGAGAAAGAAUUAUAUAAAGAUCAUCUGAUGGGUGUUAUUAAUAAUGAUGAUGAUAAAUUUGAUGAUUUAAAAAAAGAAGAGAAUAAUAUUUUAUAUUCAUCAAAUAUAUCAGAUAAUGAAAAAAGAAAUAGACCUAACAAAAAUUACAGAAUAAAAAAGAAUAUAAUAUUAUCUAAUAAUAAUAUAAAGAAAGAAGAAAAUAUAUUUUAUUCCAAAUUAUAUAAAAGGAAGGAUAUACAAAGAAGUGUUAAAAAUUCACUUAUUAUUAUUUAUCAUCGAAUUGUUAGUGGGAUGAUAACUAUGGAAUAUAUAAGUGAAUGCUUAUAUGCUUUUUGUAAUAAUAUUUUAAAAAAUAAAAAAGAAAAAUAUAGCAACAAUAAUAAUAAUAAAAAGAACUAUUUUAUAGAUAAAGUAGAAAUUUUAAAGCUAUUAGAAUCAAUAGGAAUAUAUACAUCGUAUGAUAUAUCGUUAUGCAUAUUUAAGUGGUAUAUAUAUCAAUUAUAUAGAUAUCAAGAAGAAGAAAAAAUUUCAAAAAAAAAAAAAAAAAAAAUUAAUUCAGAUAAGAAUGAUAUAGAAAAAAAUAAAGUACAUCAAAAUGAUGUAGAUCAAAAAGAUGUAGACAGUUUUUCAGAUUUUAUAUUAAAUAAUUCUAUUUCAGAAGAAAAUAUUAUAGAGAAUUAUAAUAUAAAAGAUCAUUUAAAAAUAAUAAAAAUUUUAUUUGAAAAAUAUUCAUUAAAUGAAUAUAUUAGUGGGAAUAUAUUUUCUGGUAGUACGUUAGAAUAUUUUUUUUUAUUAUUAAAAGAAAGGAAUAUAAAUAUUAGAAUUUUUUCAGAAAAAAAUAUAUUUACGUGUAAUGAUUUUUUUAAACAAAUAGAAGAAUUAAAUUUAGAAUUUCCAAAAUCUUAUAUAAGACUUUUAUUUAGUAAUUUGUUAGUAUAUGAUUUAACAUCAUUUAAUAGUUUAAAUAAUAAAUUAAUUUUUUAUGAUAAUAUUGAAUCGUACUGGAUGAAAUGGAAUAAAAUAAAUUUUGAAUAUUUUAUAUAUGAAAAUAUAGAUAUAGAAGAUAAAAAGAUAUUGAAUAAUAUAAAUAAUAUGAAUAAUAUAAAUAAUAUAAACAAUACAUAUAAUAAUAAUAAUAAUAAUAAUAAUAAUGUAUCUAUUGAUAAGAAUGAUAUGUGUUAUUUAUUUAAGCAUGUUCAAGAAAAAAGAAAUGUACUAAAUAAUGAUAAUGAAAAUAAAGUGAUUUCCAUAAAUAAUAAUUGUUGUUAUUAUGAUAUAAAUAGAUAUGUUCAAGAAAAAGAUAAUUUGUCUUUAGAUAAUAAAAGAUUUAUUGAUAUUCAAAAUAAACAAGAGAAUAAAAAAAAAAGUGAUUAUUCCUAUUUGUAUUCUUUACCAUUAUAUAGUUUAUUUUUUUAUUUUUCAAAACAAAAAAUAUUAAGUGGAGAGAAGUUAUUAAAAUAUUUUUUUAUAAAUAUUUUUAAAUAUGAAUUAAAUAAAAUAAAUAUUAAUAAUUAUAUGAAUAAUUAUUAUACACUAUAUGAUUUUAUACAUGUAUGUAAAGAUCUUAUUUUAUAUAAUGACAAUAUAGAUGAUAUAAUAUAUAGAGAAGAUUUUUUUAAAUUAAUAAUAUUAAUAAAUAAAAAAUAUAAAAAAAAAUCUCAGGAAUAUAUUAUAUCAAAAGAAAAUGUGCUUGACAAUUAUUUGAAGAGUAAAAGUCAUUAUUUUUCUCAUAUGUUUAAAAAAAAUUGGGUAUUUAUAAAAAGAGAUAUAAUAAGUUUAGAACUUAAUCUAACACAUCAAAAUAAUUAUAAUAACAAUUUGAUUGAUGCAUACAAAUGUAAAUCAAUUAAUUAUUAUAAUCAAAAAAAAGAUAUACAUCAAUAUAAAAAUGACUGCCUUUAUUAUAAUAUACCAACAUAUUUAGACUUUAUUAAUAGCAAUAUAGACAAUUCUAUAGAAGACAGAAAAAUUAUUUUUAAUAAAAAAGGAGAUAUAGAAAAUGAAGAUGAAUUAAUUAUAAAUUUUUUUAAAAGAAAUAAAAAAGUUAUAAAAUAUAUUCGAGAAUAUUUUUAUAUAUUUGUUUUUUUACAAAAAAUUAUACAUAAUAAAGAGAAUUCUUAUGAUUUAUCUUUUAAUGAAAAAGAAAUUGUAUAUUAUCAAAAGAAGUUGAAAGAAUAUUAUUUAAAAAAUAAUGAUGUCAAUAAUUAUAAUAGACAGAGUCAAAAUAAAAUAGAUAAUUAUAAAUUCUAUGACAAAUGUGGAUAUGCUAUACCCUGUGCCCCCAAAAAAAUGAAAAGAGAAAGGAAUGAUUACUGUUCUUUUAUUUUUUUUUUAUAUAAUGAAAUAAAUAUUUGUAAUGAAGAGAAAAGAUUUGGAUGUAAAGAAUAUGCUUAUAUGAUAUAUCCAUAUUUAUUACUUUUAUGUGAUUUUAUAAAAAGAAUGAUAUAUAUAUAUAAAGAAAAUUAUGUUGAUAUUAUAAAAGAUUUAUUUGUUAUAGAUAUAAAAGAAAAAAAGAAAAAAAAAGAUGUAAAAAAAAAUAAAAUAGAACGUUCUAUAUUUUUAUAUAAAUUAGAAAAUAUCUUAUCAAGAUCUGGUAGUUUCGAUUAUAAGGAGUGGAAUAAAUUAUAUUUAAUAUGUGAGCAUUUAGAUAUAAGAAUUGAUACUUUGAUAAUACGAUUAAUUAAUAUAUUAGAAAAACAUAAUUACAUAAAAACAUGUAAUGUAAUGAAUGGCUGUGUCUUAUUUUAUGAUUUCUAUAAUGAAUAUGAUAAUAAGAAUAGAUAUAAUAAUAAUAAUAAUAAUUAUUAUUAUUAUUAUAUAGAAAGACAUGGAUUAUUAUUUGAUCUUCUAUAUAAUAAAAAAGAUAGAUGUAGUAGUAAUAUAGAAGAAAAAAGAAAAAAUAAUAUAAUGAAUAAGAUGAUUGAUAAUCAGUAUAAUAUAGUAGAAUAUAAAAAGAGAACACAUAAAAUGUUUUUUUUAAAUGAGAAAGAAGAAAAUGAUAUAUAUAUAAAACAUAUGAAAUAUCUAAUAAGUUCUAAUAAAUUAAUAUUAAAUGAUUUAUAUAUAUAUAAGAAAAAGAAUAAAAAAACAAAAAAUGAAAAGAUGUUUAAUAAUAUAAAUAUAAAUAUAAACAAUUUAGAUGUGUAUAUAUAUAAAUAUAUAAUACAUGAUACAUUAUAUAUAAAUUAUUUAGUAAAUUUAUAUAUCCGAAUAUUAUUUAAUGAAUGUUUAUUAACAGGAAUGAAUAUUAAUACAAUAUUUUAUGAUAUAAAAAAUAAAAAUACAUUUAUAAAUAUAUUAUUAAGAUAUUUUAGUCAUAUAUUUUGUGAAUAUGAUAUAAAUAUUUUGUCAAAAAAAUAUUCCUAUCAAAUUAAUAUGACAUCAAUACAUUUAAGUGGAUAUAAUAAUAUGUUAUCUUUAAAAACAUUUUUUAAUGAUAUAUAUAAACAGGGAUUAUAUUAUAAUACAUAUUUAAGAAAGAUUUUAUUUUCUUUCUUUUUUAAUAAUUCAAAUAUAUUUUAUAUCUAUAUGAAAGAUGAACAAGAAAAAAAUGGUGAUGACAAUUUAUUAUUAUCAUGUGAUAAAUUAAAACAAAUUUUAAGUAACAGUGGAAUAUUUUUAUCAUGGGCAGAGAUAUAUGAUUUUUUUCAACCCCUCAAUAAAUAUUGUGUCAUCUAUUAUAAUAAAAAUUAUGAUAAAGGUCAUGAAAAAAAUGAGACUCCCUAUAUAUUAAAGGCAUAUAUAAAUGUGUCUAAUUUGAUAGGUAUCUCAAAGAGGAUGUUAAAAGAAAACUUUAAUCAUAUUAAAAAUCUUGACAGUAAUAUAAAUAUAGAGAACCAUAAUAAUCAUAUAUAUGUCAAAACAUAUGAUGAACAAGAAGAAAAUGAGAACAUAUAUCAUAAUGAUUAUAUAAAUAAAAAUAUUUCAGAUCAUAUAUAUAAUAAGAAAAUGUUACAACAAGAUAGUAUAGGAACAAACGAAUCAAAUAUAAUUGGUUCUUAUAAUAUGGAUGUUGAAAAAAAUACACAAGAAAUAGUUUUAUCUUUUCAAAAUAAUAAAAUGUGUGUUUUAAAAAGAGGUCAUUCAAAUGAAGAGAAUAAUGAACUAAAGAAGGAAGAUGAAUAUGUUGAUAAAAGAAAAUAUAGAAAUGGAUAUACAUGGUGUGAUAAAAUUAAUAGGGAUUUAAAAGGUCAGUAUGUAAAUGAAGAUGCAUAUAAUAGUAAUAUUUAUAAUAAUAUAUUAUUUAAAGAAAAAGAGUAUGAGAAUUCUUUAUUAUCAGAAAAAAUGGGUGAUAAAAAUAAAGAAGAAAUAAAAAAUAUGUCUGCUAACAAAAAAGAUAAGAUAAAGAAAGGAUGUUAUUUAAAAGGCAAAACAGAGAAUGAUGAAAAGGAUAAUAAAUUAAUAAAUAAUAAAAAUAUUGAAAGAAUAAAUCAUUAUAUGAGUCCAUGUAUAUAUUCUAAUAUGAAAUAUAAUUUUUUGGAAGCAUCGAAUAAUAUAUAUUAUAAUUUAAGUUUCAAACAAUUAACAUUAGGAAGAGUUUUAUACCUAUUAUUUUUAAAAAUGAAUAAUAUAAUGAUAAAAAAGAAAUUAAGUUUUGAGCAAAUAUAUUUUGGUAUUAAGAAUAUAAAUUAUGAUGAUAUUAAAAAAAAAGAAAUGGAAAGAGCAUGUACUUUAUUUCUAAAUAUGAAAACUGAUCAAUUGAAAAAUAUUAUUCCUGAUAAUUUUAUAUUAUAUAAAAAAGAUAUAAAGAAUGGUAUCUUUUUUAAUAUAUUUAUUUUGAAAGAUACAUAUGAAGAAAUAUUUUUACAACAACAAAAGGUAGACACAAAGGUUUCUAUAUAUAACUUUAUAACAUAUUAUGAAAAAAAAAAAAAUGAUAUCACAUUUUCUAAUUAUUCAUUUGUUUAUAAUUUUAGUUAUGAAUGGGUUAAUUGCAUGAAACUUAAGAGUGAAUAUAUAACUAAAGAGGAUUGUAUGAAAUUAAUUUGUUCUUUUAAUAUGGAUAAUAAGACAUGGGAUGAAAAUAAAAUGGUUAACAAUGUAAUAAUAAAUGAUAAUAAUUCAAAGCGUGGUGAUAAAAUAAAAGAUCAAAAUAAUAAUAAUAAUAAUAAUAAAAAUAAAACGAAUGAGCUAUAUAACCAUGUAGAUGAGAGAAAUGAAAAAAAGAAUUUAUCAUUGCCUACAGUAUUAAAAGAAGAAAUGCUGAAAAUAUUUGAAAAAAAUAUUAAAGGCAAAUGGAAAAAAAUCUUAUUAUCCAUUUUUGAUAUGAAAAAUUUUUAUGUUCAUAAUUUACGGAUAUUGUUUAAAGAAUUUACUGGAAUAAAUACAUAUAUAAGAAAAAUGAAAGAAAGGAAAUCUAAAAAUAAUUAUAAAAUAUGUGAUGAUAAUAAAAAAGAAGAUGAUUCAAAUAUACAACAUAGUAAAUUUUCUUUAAAUUAUUAUUGUUGUCUUGGAACUGAAGAAAUAUUUUUAACUAAUAUAUUUUUUGAUAAGAAUCAAUGUAAUAAUAUAUCUUGUUGUGAUGAUAACAUAAUAUCUUAUAUAGAUACCGAGAAUAAAAGAAAUAUAUAUAAAGAAGACACUUUAUAUAUAAAUCAUCUAUUUGAUCAUAAAUUUUCUACCAUAAAAGAAAAAGAUAUUAUUACUUUAUUUAAAAAUAAUAAAGAUAUAAUAAAAAUAAAAUUAUAUUAUAAUGAAAAUGUUAUAGCAGAAGCAAGCUUACAUAUUUUAGAAUUCUUUUCUAUAUUAAAAAACAAGGACAAAAUAAAAGAUCAUAAAACCUUAUGCUUUGUUAUUGAGUCAGAGGAUACACAUAAGGAUAUUUUAUUUUUAGAUAUAGAUAUUUAUUAUGAAAGAAAAAAAAUAUAUGCUGAUAUUCCUAUAUUCCACACUACCAAUAAGAAAAUACAAGAGCAAAAGUUUAAUGUGGAAAAUGUGAUUGAAGAUAUAGAGGAUAUAAAUAAUAAGGAUAAAAUAGAUGUAAGAAUUGAAAAUGAAACAAUUAGUGGUGAUAUACAAAAAAAUGUGAACACUGUAUAUUGUGUCGAUAAAGAUAAUAAAUUAAAUGAUGUGAAUGAUCUUAUGAAGGUUACAAAUGUAGAAACAAAUGAAAAUAAAAUAAACAUUACAUCGGUUUUAGACGACCAAGAAAAGAAUUAUAAUAAGGAUGAUGUUCUAGGUAAUAGUGCUGAAUAUAUAUUAUUUAGAAAAAAAAAAAUUGGAAAUAAUUAUUAUUUAGAAUAUAAUAAAAAUGAUGAAUUACCAUUAUCUAAGAAAGAAAUUAUAAAAACAGAAGAUACACAGAAUAAUACACAUUUUGAGAAUAAUAAACCAUUUUUGAGUUUUACACAUUUAACUAUAGAUCAUAUAAUUAUUCCGAUAUGUUUAAUAAAUGAAAUUAAUAAAAAAGUUAUAGAAAGACAUGAAGGGAUGAAAUUAAAUGAAGACCUAUUUGUUGCUCUAUAUAUUGAAGUGUACGAAAAGGUGAGUACAUGCAAUGAAGAAAAAAAUAAACAACAUGAACAAGAAGAUAAAAGAGAUAUGUACAGGUUAUUAUCUAGUUCUGUUCCGAAAAUAGUGAAUUGUAAAAAAAAUGAAAAUAUGAAUAUUACGAGUGAAAUAUGUGGUGAUAUCAGCAUGUGUUUUUCUCAAAAAAAUGGAUAUGAUAAUAAAGAUAAUACUUUAUGUCAUAAUUUAAAUCAUAAUGUAUAUAAAAAUGUAUAUAAUAAUUUAUAUCAUAAUGUAUGUAAUAAUACAUGUAAUAAUAAUCAUCAUGGUGAGGGGGACAAGUUGAAUAAUCCACAAGAAUGUGCAACAAAAAAUAUGAAGCUUAAUAAAACAAUGAGCAACUUGAAAAAGAAAGAAAAACAUAUUAAAAUAUUUGAGAAACAUUUAAAUAUACAUAACAUAAAAUUAAAACAUCAUGAAAUUAUUAAAAGUAAUAACUUAUUUAUAGAAGGCAAAAUAAUUAUAAGGGCUAUUAUAUCUUUAAAUCAUAUUUCAGAAGAUAUAAUUAUUGGAGAGCAUUUUUUUAAAAUAAAAAAUAUGUUAUAUGAAAAUAAAAAUAUGACAUAUUAUUCAGAGAAUUUGUUUCAUUCUAUAAAUAAUAAAACGGAAACAUUAUCUAAUGAAGAAAAAAUAAAUGAAAAAGGUGACGUAUCUGAUGGAGAAGAUAAAAAAAAUGAUGAUAAGAACCAACAGUGUGAUUAUCUUAUCGAAUGUGAAAAUAAUAAUAAAACAACAUGUUCAAGCAUCCCACUGGAUAAUAAUAAAAAAACUUUUUCUUCUGAAGAUAAUAUGGAAAAUAAUAUUUUUGUGAAUAAUAUUAUUGGAUAUAUAUCGUAUCAAUAUGAAAUAAAAGAAUAUAAAAAUAAAGACUAUGAAAAGAUUAAUAAGUUUACACUUCCUAAUUUUAUUCCUAUAUAUUUUAUAAAAUGUGAUGAUAAUGAAGAUAAUAAUAAUGCUAGAGAGAUAAUAAAAGAAAGAGAUGAUGAAUUAUUAUAUAAUACAUUAUAUGAAAAAUUAUUUAGUGAUAUAUUAAGAAAAUUAAAUUAUAAAAAAUAUGUUAAUGUAGACAUGUUUAUAAAUACAUUAAAACAGAGUUCAUAUAAAAAGCAUAUAAAUUAUUUUAAAAGAUUUUUUUUUUAUUUUAUAAAAUUGAACAAUAAAUUAUUUUUCCCCUUAAAAAGUGUAUUAAAGAUAUUGGCCAUACGGAAAUUAUCGUUUCACUUUUUAAGUUGGAUUAAUUAUUUUUUUCAUGAAAUUCAAAAAUAUUUUUCAUGUUUUAAUUUUCUUGGUAUAUUUGAAUGGCCCUACUUAUUAAAGUGUGUUUUAAAAUCUCAGGAUGAGUACCUAAAAGAGGAAAAAAGAAGAAAAAAAAAUAGAGAAAUUAGUAAGGUGUGUAUAUAUAAGGAUAACACAUGUGAUAAUAAAAAUAAUGAUGAUAACAACAGCAAUAAUAAUAAUAUUAAUAAUAAUAAUAAUAGUAGUAAUGUUGGAGAUGUAGAAAGCCAUAAAUUUAUUCAAACAAAAGACGAAAAAAAAACAAAUUCUGUGGAAUCAAACAUAUCUAGCUAUUUAGACUUUACAAAGUGUAGUAAUACAUCUGUUAAACAUUCAAGCAUUAAAAAUUGUAAUAAUGAAAAAAAUAAUGUAGAUAAAAAAACAAAAAAGAAAAAAAAAAUGUUAAAUGAAAAAGAUUGGUGGUUAUUAAAUAAUUGGAAUUAUUGGCAUUUAAGUUGUGAUAAGAAAAAUUAUUUCUUCUUAUAUUUAUUUGUGAAUGAUAUACUUAAUUUUUAUGAAGAAGAAAAAAACUUUUUUAAAAAUAGGAAGAAAUAUAAAAGGAUAGAUAAUGAAGGUGUUGAUAAUAAUAAUAAUGAUAUGUCUUCAUAUAUUCAUAUUAAUAAUAAUAAUAAUAAUAAUAUAGAAAAUGAUAAACAGAAAUUUAUAUUAUUAUAUAAUAAGAAAGAAAAUUGCACAAAUGUAGAUAAUAAUUUUUCAAGACAACAAAAAUGUAAUUCAUUAAAUUUAAAAAAUACAAAAAAAAGUAAACAUGUAAAUAAUAUCAAGAGUGAAGAAAUAAUAUAUUCUAUCCUUUCUGAUGUAGAAGAAAAGAAGAAUGAGGACUCAUCAAAUGAAAAAAAAAGAAAAAAGAAAAAAAAAAAAGUAAUAAACAAUAAUAAUAAUAAUAAUAAUAAUAAUAAAACGUCUAUUUAUCAAUACAAUAUUAUGAGAGAUUUUGAAAAUGAAAAAAUAUCAUACAAUCAUUUAACAUCAGAUAAUAAUUCACCAUAUAAUCUUGUCAAAAAAAAUAAUAACACAUUUUUCAAUUUACAUUUUCAUGAUAAUUUAAAAAAUAAAAUUAACAAUCUUUUUAAAAAUGAUCAAAAAGAUGAUUUACAGACAUAUAAUAGAUAUUAUAUUUUUGUAAGAGUCAAAAAAUUACUUUAUCCCUUACCUUUUAUAAAUAAUAAAAAACCCAAUAUAUUUUUAACAUACCAAAUUGUAUUGAAUAAUUAUGAUUUUAUUAAUAAACAUGAUAUAUUUCCUUUCUUAUUAAAAAAAAAAAAAAAUUAUAUUAUUAACAAUGUUCAGGCAAAAACCAAAAUUUAUUAUAAUGAUUGCUAUCCAUAUAUUAACAAUUCAGAAAUUUUAAAAUUACCUGAUAUAAAAGAAUUAAAUGAUAUUUUCAAUAAGAAUUGUAUACAAACACAAGAUGGACAAUUGGAUUUUUAUUUACAAAAUUUAUCAUUACAAAUAAAUUUUUAUCACGUUGUUAGUGAUAAAUAUAUAACACCUCAUCUUAAUAAUAAUAAUAAUAAUAUUUAUGAACAAUAUGAAGGAAUCACAUCAAGUGAUAAUAUAUAUGAUAAUACAUCAGAAUUUUCAACGAAUAAUAAUAUAUAUAAUAUGAAAUAUAAAAAUUAUAAAGAUAAGGAAAAAAAUAUGUUAAUAGCUAAAGCAUUCAUUCCUUUUAAUUUACUCUUAAAAAAAAAAAAAGCAAAGGUUAGCGUCCCAUUAUUUUUCUCACCAUUUUUUACAAAAAAUGUUAAUAAAAAUGAAAUUGAAGUAAUACUAAAAUAUCAUAAAAAUAUAAGCGAUUAUUUUAAAUAUAAAUAUAUGAAGCAUACAAAUGAGAAGUAUAAGAAAAGGGAUGGAAAAGAACAUAAACCGGAUGAUAACAACAGGUGUAAUCAUAUAAAUGAUAUAAAUAAUAAAAAUAAUUAUUAUAAUAAUCAUCAUAAUAAUAACUAUAAUAUUAAUUACAAUUGUGAUCAAUAUGAUCAAAAAAUCAAGAACAGUAAUAUACAUAUGAAUCAAAUUAAUAUAUCAAAUAAUAUAAAUACUAUAGACGAAAAAAAUAAAAACGAAUUUAUAGAUUUGUCAAAUAUACCUUUAUUAACAUUACCUAAAAUUCCUCCACCAAUAUCUUAA